Molecule: messenger RNA, 1811 nt
Organism: Apis laboriosa (Himalayan honeybee)
Lineage: Eukaryota; Metazoa; Arthropoda; Insecta; Hymenoptera; Apidae
Product: phosrestin-2-like
Exons: 10
Coding region: 1-1638 (545 amino acids)
Biological process (GO): signal transduction; G protein-coupled receptor internalization
Cellular component (GO): cytoplasm
Molecular function (GO): G protein-coupled receptor binding
Source: RefSeq, a predicted model, not a curated record
AUGGCUGAGAACGAAAGACACCUGGAGCCUAAAGUGACCGAGUUGACGCCGCAUUCUGCCGAGCAUCGGGUCUCCCUUUACCCUAUCACGAUGGAAGAGAGUAGACGCGGCGAGGAGACGGGUAAAAAGGAAUCAAACGCGUUGGAAAAUCGUGGGCAGAGAUCGUUACAACAAACACAAUCGUUGCCGCAAUUGCAGCCUGGUGGCACGCAAACGGACAGGAAGGUGGAAAAUUCUGGUGAAAACAUUCCGGACACGAUCAGCAGUCAAAGGGUGUACAAGAAAUCGUCGCCGAACAACAAGCUCACUCUAUACUUGGCGAGCAGGGAUCUGAUAGUGAGCGAGGCGAAAAUCGACAAACUGCAGGGUGUGCUGUUGACCGACCCCGAGUUUUUGCAAGGUAAAAGGGUAUUCGGGCAAAUUACGUUGACUUUUCGUUACGGGAGAGAGGAUGAAGAGGUGAUGGGGCUGAAAUUUUGUAACGAGGCGGUUAUGUGUAUCGCGCAACUGUACCCGCCAUAUUCCGGUGCUGAUCAACAAGAAACGACGCCGUUACAGGAGGCGUUGGUGAAAAGGUUAGGCCCGAACGCCCACGCUUUCACCAUGGAGAUCACACCUUUGGCACCCCCAUCGGUGCAAUUGGUGCCCGCGAAAGAAUAUAAUGGCGCCCCUAUCGGUACCAGCUACGACGUCAGAGCAUACAUCGCCGAUCGGGCGGACGAGAAGCUGCACCGGAAAACGACCGUCAGGAUGGGGAUCCGUGUGAUCCAGCGGACCACGAAACCGCCAUUGCCAGCCACGAACACGUACAGCGUGCCAGUGUCGGCUAGUCUUUCCAGAGAUCAAUCUUGCAAAGCUAGAGUCUCGUUCGUGGAGAAUCACGAGAUCACGGAGGACGAGGAGAACACGGGCCCCCGCGCGGCUGUGGAGAAGCCGUUCUUGUUGAGCGACGGCCGCGUAGGGUUGGAGGCGAGGCUGGAUCGCGCGAUCUACGCGCACGGCGACCCGAUCACCGUUCACGUGAACGUGAAUAACAACAGCAGCAAGACGGUGAGAAGGAUCAAGGUUUUCAUAGUGCAACACGUGGACGUAUGUAUGUUCAGCAACGGAAAAUUCAAGAACGUGGUGGCCUUGUUAUCGUCGCAGGAGGGAUGUCCAUUAGGUCCUGGAGCAUCGAUGAAGAAAACUUAUACCCUUAAACCUAUCAAAGGCUCGACCAAAAAUUGGAUCGCCUUGGAGGAUAGUUAUACGAAGGCUGAGGCAAUGUUGGCAUCUACUGUUAUUUGCCCUGGAAAUGGUCCAGAGGACAGAAACGUUUUCGCGAUAUACGUUUCUUAUUACGUGAAGGUCAAGCUAUUAAUCUCAACAAUGGGUGGGGAUGUAUCGCUUAAACUACCAUUCACGUUAAUGCAUAGCAAUACUGAUCCGGAUUUAGUAGGCUUUCCAUCUCCUACCAGAGAGGCAAAAAUUGUAGCGAAAAUGAACGAGGAAAAGAUGGAAAAUAUUGAGAGACAGGAGGAUAACAAUGGGCACAAAUACAAAGGAAGCAAAUUGGAACCGAUUAAAGAGAAAUUGAAAGAGACGAAAGAUAUUGACGUGGAUCUGAUAGAACACUACGAGGAAAGCGACAGCACCUGAGAGCAGGUGCAAACGACCGACGUAUCAUCGCGAUCAUCGGUGAAGAACAAUAAUGGUGCAAGAACCGUGAAGAAUUCCAAUCACAAGAACUGUAAAUUGGGUUUCAGUAUACAAAGAGCUUGGUGUUGUUUCAGAAGAGCCUCUUAGUAACGUAAAAAGAAAAGAAACAUGAC